Molecule: messenger RNA, 4486 nt
Organism: Suricata suricatta (meerkat)
Lineage: Eukaryota; Metazoa; Chordata; Mammalia; Carnivora; Herpestidae
Gene: ZC3H18
Product: zinc finger CCCH-type containing 18
Exons: 24
Coding region: 33-3839 (1268 amino acids)
Source: RefSeq, a predicted model, not a curated record
GUUCUCUUUUUUUUGCAGAAUUGUGGGUACCGAUGGAUGUGGCCGAGAGCCCUGAACGGGACCCUCGCUCUCCGGAGGACGAUGAAGAGGAGCGGCAGGGGCUCUCGGACGAUGACAUUCUGAGGGAGAGCGGGUCCGACCAGGAUUUCGAUGGGGCUGGGGGGAGGGCUUCUGACUUGGAGGAUGAGGACAGUGCGGCCCCGGGACUGAGCCAGGAGGAGGAGGAGAGCCCCUCGGACGCGGAGGACCAGGACCGGGAGUCGGAGGCUCAGGACCCGAGCAGGGGCCGCGUUAGCCCCCCUCGCGGGGAGGAGGGGGACGGCGGGGAGGAAGAGCGCGCGAGCGACCUGAGGGACGAGGCCUCGUCGGUCACCAGGGACCUGGACGAGCACGAGUUAGACUACGACGAGGAGGUCCCCGAGGAGCCGGCCCCGGCCGGGCAGGAGGACGAGGAGGAGAAGGGGGCGGGGGCCACGGGGGCCGCGGCCGCUCCCGGCCUGGAAGACAAAGAGCCCCCGGAGACCCCCAAGGAGAAGAACAAGGAGGACGAUGACGGGGAGCUGGACGACGGGGAGCUGGACGAUGAUGAUCUGGAGGAGGGCGAAGUAAAGGACCCCAGUGACAGGAAGGUGAGGCCGCGUCCCACCUGCCGAUUCUUCAUGAAAGAUGUUGGGACAGCACUGUCCUCUCCUCUUCCACCAAUAUCACAUUCCAUCCCAGUCAGAGGCCAGGUUAAAGGGAACUGCACGUGGGGGAUGAACUGCAGGUUUAUACACCCUGGAGUCAACGACAAGGGCAACUAUUCCUUAAUCACCAAAGCCGAGCCUUUCCCGCCUAACGGUGCCCCUCCUCUUGGACCUCACCCGCUGAUGCCUGCCAACCCUUGGGGCGGGCCCGUAGUUGAUGAGAUUUUGCCUCCACCCCCCCCGGAGCCCCCCACGGAGAGCGCCUGGGAGCGAGGACUCCGGCACGCGAAGGAGGUUUUAAAAAAAGCAACCAUCCGAAAAGAACAGGAGCCCGAUUUCGAAGAGAAGAGGUUUACGGUGACCAUCGGCGAAGACGAACGGGAGUUUGACAAGGAAAAUGAAGUUUUCCGGGAUUGGAAUUACCGGAUCACGAGGGACGUCCGGGACACCGUACUGGAGCCUUACGCAGACCCGUACUACGACUACGAGAUGGAGCGCUUCUGGCGGGGCGGGCAGUACGAGAACUUCCGGGUGCAGUACACGGAGGCCGAGCCGUACCCCACCUACCGGGACCGGGAGCGCGAGCGCGAGCGGGAGAACCCCACAUCCUCGGGGGAGGCGUGUCGGUGCGCGGAUGAGCGGGCGAGGGGGUCCCGCCGCUUCGGCAGAGCGCGCAGUGCGAUGACCAUGUCCGUGCACGUGUUGCGGAACUACCGCCACAGUAAAGCUGGUUCCCAGCAGUGUCCCUCGAGGAGUCACGUCCCCGGUGUGGUGAGAGCAUCUGAGAACAGCCCCCGGCCGCCCUCAGGCACGGGGCGCGGCGCCAGCUCCCCGCCCGGCGCUCUGCCGCGCCCGGGCUCUGGGCUCCCACUGCGCGGGCCUGGAAACGUGCGCCGAUCGGCCAGCGUCUUCCCCCGCGCUGCCGUCCACACUGUGACCCCCAGAGGGCGCCACAGCCGCAGGCCCGUCUCGGGACCCGCAGCUGGGGCCGUAGAGGAGUCGGUCGCAGCCUGCGCUUUCCCGUCUCUGCCGCUGCCGGUGUUGCAGAGUGGCCGGAAUCGCAGGCCGAGUUCUGCAGACAGAACCAGUUCCAUCCGCUCCCAGGCGACUGGUUGUUUAGCUUACGACGGCUUGGGGGCUUUACAUCCACAGCUGGACAGAAUGAUGGAGGAGGCGGGGGCAGCUUCUGUCUGUGCGAUGGGGGAGCUCGCGCCGGAGGCAGAGCCGGGCGGGCGGGCGAGGAGCACCUUCCUGCUCUUCACCUUGUUCAUCGUGGAGCUGAUCUCGGGCAGCUCGGAGUUUCCAGACCCCGUGCGGACGCCUUCUAACAUCCCCGCCACCCACACCUCUUUGGCCCGUGGGAGGCGGGAGGCGUGUCAUUUCAGCCGGCAAACUGAGCCACCAAAGAAGGAGGCCACCGCUGCGGGCCCGCAGGUGAAGCGCGCCGAUGAGUGGAAGGACCCUUGGCGUCGGUCCAAGUCCCCCAAGAAGAAACUCGGCGUGUCCGUCUCCCCCAGCCGGGCACGGAGGCGUCGGAAGACUUCAGCCUCGUCGGCCUCUGCUUCCAAUUCCUCCAGCAAGCAGGCUCACGCCGGCACAGUCACAGAGAUGACGAGAGCGGUGUCGGGGUCGCUGGGGCCCCCGAGGCCGGUGGCCGAGGGGACGGUGUCCAUGCGGGACACGCGGAAUGUGGCCUGCAGUCUCUGCUCUGCGGGGCCCCAAAGGCUCUGGGCCACAGGCAGGAGGCCCCGCGCGGCAGCAAGGUGUCCUUGUCACCCGGCUCCGCAGGGCCCCACUCCGGGCCCGGGGCCGGUUUCCCUCUUCAGCUUCAGAAUCUUCUCACUGCAAACAGCCGGCUCCGCCGGUCCCACAGAACCAGCUGCCUGCUCUGGGCCGCUUGACCUUCCCCUCAGGGCGCCCGCACGGCCCUGCCCGGGGUGCCCUGUCCCUGCUGCUAAGUCCCGACGCUGUCCCGGUGUGUCCUCCAGCGGGAGCGCCCCUGGGCCCCAGCGCCCGGCCCCCUCGCCAGGCGCGUCCCUGCAGGAUGUUGGCCCCUGUCCCGGGCCCUGGGGCACCUGGAAGCCGUGGUCCCGGUCCUUCUCCUCGUCCCCGUCCCCCUCCCCGACGCCUUCCCCACACAGACCUUCCGUCAGAGCCAAGGGGGAGCCGGCCCCGCCUCCUGGGAAAGCAGGAGAGAAGUCCGUGAAGAAGCCAGCCCCACCUCCAGCGCCCCCACAGGCCCCUAGGACCCCUGCCCCGGCCCCCGAGCCCGCGAAGCCGGGGGACCCUCGGGAAGCCAGGAGGAGGGAGCGGCAAGCAAGGAGCCCCCCCAGGAGGCGGACCAUCAGCGGCAGCGGCAGCGGCAGCAGCUACAGCGGCUCUAGCUCCAGAUCCAGGUCCCUGAGCGUGAGCAGCGUCUCCUCGGUGUCCAGCGCCACGUCCAGUAGUAGCUCCGUGCACAGCGUGGGCUCGGACGACAUGUACGCGGAUCUGGCCAGCCCUGUGUCCUCGGCGAGUUCCCGCUCCCCCACCCCAGCCCAGACCAAGAAGGAGAAAGGAAAGUCCAAAAAAGAAGACGGGGUCAAAGAGGACAAGCGGAAAAGGGACUCGGCGGCACAGCUGCCCAAGGCCUCGAAGCCCUCCUCAGGGGGCAAAGCCCCGCAGCCUGCGGCCCCCCAGCAGGCCCCCGCUGGGCAGCCCCCGCAAGGCUCCUUCGUCGCCCACAAGGAGAUCAAGCUGACACUGCUGAACAAGGCAGCUGACAAAGGGAGCCGGAAGCGGUAUGAACCCUCGGACAAAGACAGGCAGAGCCCUCCUCCGGCCAAGCGUGCUAACUUGUCCCCAGACCGAGGUUCUCGGGACCGGAAGUCAGGUGGGAGGCUCGGCUCCCCGAAGUCGGAGCGGCAGAGAGGCCAGAAUUCUAAGGCGCCCGUGGCCGCCCCAGACAGGAAGCGCCAGCUGUCACCGCAGUCAAGGAGCUCCAGCAAGGUCACGAGCGUGCCUGGCAGAGCCUCAGACGCCGGCUCGGCCGUCCCGGGCCCCAAGUCGGGGAAGGCCAGCGCGCUGUCGCGGCGCGAGGAGCUCCUGAAGCAGCUCAAGGCCGUGGAGGAUGCCAUCGCUCGCAAGCGGGCCAAGAUCCCCGGGAAAGUGUAGGCCCCGCGGGCUCGGCCCCCGCACCAGACUUAGAGACUCUCGUGUUUUUAUAAAUAGGGUAAGCACAGCCGUCUCGGAGGUUGAGGUUAACGUCUAAUUUUGGCUGUGAUUCUUUUUAAAAAUUAAAAGAGGAAAAAAACAUUUCUCAGCUGGAAAAGAAGCCACACACGUACGGAGGGCGACGCCGGGUCCCACGGGCUCCUCCCAGUCCAGCCCCAGCCCGGGGCAGGGGGUCGGGGGCGGCAGCGGGAGCGAGGACGCGGCGUCAGUUUUAUUAAAUUAUACGUCCCAGGCGCCCAGUUCUGCCUGCCCGGCCUCCCUCCCCCGGCCGACUGGCCUGCCCUGGGCCGGCCCCCCCCAGCGCUCCUCCCCCGCCUGGGGUCCCAGGAGCACGUGCUCCGGACCAGCCUCCCCCCCUCACCGCCCCCAGGGUCAGAAAAUAGAUCUAUAUUCUUGACUGAAGUCCGAUUGGGGAAUAUUUCCUGUCUUUUAUUUUAAGCAUCAGAUUGUUUUAGUUGAUUUAAAAAGGAAAAAAAAACCUAGAAAAGACCAAAAAAAAAAAAAGGCCGAGGCUGUUGGUGGGCGUCUGUCUGAUGUGGAGGGUCUUUUUUUGAGGGGUCUCCUAAAAUAAAGUAUUUUGAUAAGCA